Messenger RNA from Oryza brachyantha (malo sina), 3095 nucleotides. Its product is annotated as disease resistance protein PIK5-NP-like. Lineage: Eukaryota; Viridiplantae; Streptophyta; Magnoliopsida; Poales; Poaceae. Gene Ontology annotation, biological process: defense response to other organism. Gene Ontology annotation, molecular function: ADP binding. The transcript is spliced from 2 exons. The record is from RefSeq and is a predicted model, not a curated record. Bases 93 to 3005 code for a protein of 970 amino acids.
UCCUUCCUUCCUUCCGAUCCGGUAAGGGGGUCUCCCUUGGAUUUCUCAAGCGGUUGCAGUCUAGCUAGCAGGCAGGGGCCGGGCCGGGGAGCAUGGAGCAGGAACAGCUGUUAGCGAGCUUGGAGUACCUUCGUAACAACAUCUCCAGGAAGCUGGCGGACGCGGCGGACGGGGGGUGGCAGCUGACGGACGCCCGUGAAAGGCACUGUUUCGCGUUCAUGGAGAUGGAGCUGGGCGCCGUCGUCACAUCGCUGAGGACGCCAUCUCAUCCUCAUGGCGGCGUCGACCAAGAUUGGCUGCAGGAGCUGAGGCGUCUGGUCAGGCAAAUCGAGCGCCUCGUCCUCGUUAAGCACGGAGAGGCCGCCGAUCCACCGACAUGCCAGUGCCACGCGCUGCUGCGGAAGGCCAAGCGGCGGCGGAGCUUCUUCCGGCGGCGUACGGACUCGUACAGCCAGAUUCAGCACGAGGCGUACGGGCUACACCUCGCCGCCGAACGCCCCCGCGGGUGGUGCGAGCGCCCGAACACGAGCUCCGACCCGCCGCCUCACGCCGCGGCGGCGGCGGCGGCUGGCGGCGAUCGUCCUGUCGGCAUCAAUGCCGCCGCGAAGAGGCUGCUCAGGCGGCUCAUGGCUGCUGACACGAGCCUCCGGUUCAUGGCCAUAGCUGGGCCUGCCGGAAUGGGCAAGACCACCCUUGCGGUGGAGCUCCACCGUCGACUCCGGCGCCAAACUAAGCUUUUCGAGUGCUGCGCUGUCGCCAGCUUCUCCCGAAUGCGUGAGCCCGUCAGGACCAAGCUUUUUCUUCACACCGUCGUCUCGCAGAUCGCCGGCCUGGAGGCAUCGUCAUCUCACAACUCAGAAACUAACGACCAGUUGGCUGCCAGCAUUUGGAAACACCUCCAGUAUAAGAGGUACUUCAUUUUAAUUGAUGAUAUAAGCAAGGACUCAGAUUGGGGAAUAAUCAAUGAUGCAUUUCCUGCCAAUUACUGCGGCAGCCGAAUACUGCUUACAACCCGCAGUGAAUUGAUAGCCAGCUGCUGUGUUUCCCAUUAUGAUGGUGAUGUGCAUAUGAUGAAGCCUUUGAGCGACUCAAAUUCAGAUAGGCUUUUGCGGACAAAAGCCUUUGGUUCAAUGGAUUCAUACCCACCAGACAAUCUGAAGCUACUAUAUAAAGAAAUCUUGAACAAAUGUAGAGGAAUACCAUUGUUCAUAACCGGUAUGGCUGAAUGGUUGAAACACCAUGAGCAGCAGCAGCGCGAGAUCUCUGCAGUUCCUACGGAGGAACAAGUCCGCAUGCUGUUCAAACAGUUUGAACAGAAGCUAUCAUUCAAGUACAGCUACAAAUUGAGGCCGUCGCUCUACUUAAGCAUGUUUCCACAGGGAUACGUGUUCGAUAAGAAUCAUUUUGCCAUGAAAUGGCUACUGGAAGGGUUGGCCGGUAUUAGUUCAGGGUUAAAGCUAGAUAUGGAACAAGCAAAGAUGUCCUUCACCGAGAUGGUCGACACGAACAUCAUCAGCCCGGUAGCAGAAAAUUGCGGGCUCAAUCUCGACGAAGAUGAGUUACAGCAGUGGCAGGUCAAUCCUUUCAUACGUGAGUUUCUUGCCUCCAAAGCAGCAGAGAAGGGCUAUGUUUUUACCAGCACAACUCUGUCUUCAGCACCAGCGCCACACGGCGACAGCAUGAAUCGAAUAGCACGCCGCCUAGCUCUCCACAACGACGAUCCGUGGCUGUCAGCGCUGCUGCAACAAUUGAAUCCAUCUCACACUCGCUCACUGCUCAUCUGUGGUGCAGUGGACCGAACAGCAGUUCCUCUGGACAAGUUUGCCUAUCUGGUUGUGCUGGAUCUUCAGGGUUGGGCGAAUUUGAAGGACGAGGAUCUGGUGCAGAUAUGCAAGAUGUUCUUGCUGACCUACCUGAGCGUCAGCCGCACCAGGGUCAGCAAGCUCCCACCACAGGUCAAGGAGCUCCGCAUUCUGAACACGCUGGACGUCAGCCACACCCACAUAGCUGAGCUGCCGUCAGAAGUGUGCAAGCUAACGUCUUUGCGGAUGCUGGACCUGAGAGGCACAAAGAUCAGCCAGGUGCCCGAACAGAUCGCGAUGCUGCACUUCCUCAAGACGCUUCUCGUUGGAGGUGAUGGAGUAGUAACAAAGAUACCGCACAUGACAGAUCUUCAGCUGUCAACGCUGGCAACCGUCGACUUGAGCGAAUACCCUGCAAGCUUCGUGAAUGCUCUCGGUCGUCAGAGCUCCCUGAGAGUGCUUGCGAUAACAUGGUCGUUUCACCAAAGCACUGACGAGGCCUACCGAAAGGCUCUACGGUCGUCCAUCGAACAGUGCAAGGAACUCAGGUCCCUGACCAUUCACUGUGCACAGGGAUGCUCCAUGGAGUUUCUGGGUUCUCUGAGUGAUCCGCCCAAGGAACUCGAGAAGUUCAAGGUGACCACCGGAAGAUUUGUCGGUGUUCCCCAAUGGAUCGGAGGGCUCGAGCAUCACCUCGCUUUCUUGCAGAUCACCGUCUGCAAAUUAGAGCCAGACGGUGUCACGAUCCUCGGAUCCCUGCGCUGCUUGAAGUGUCUCGUACUAGGCUUGGAGUUCGUUCCUGAAGAAGAGAUAGUGAUCGGGAGCGAGACGUUCAGAGAGCUUGAGAGAUUCUCCCUUGAUUGCCCCGUGCCAUGGCUGACUUUCAGUCAAGGAGCCAUGCCGAUGCUCAACUAUCUGCAGCUGAAGAUCUGCUCAGGCCCUGCCAAUCAAGCGGGUGCUGCUCCAUCGGGCCUCACGAAGCUCCCAAGGAUCAGGGAGGUCGUCAUCUGCUACAGCAAAUGGUGCAGUGAUAGCUCUAGCGUCAAGAUGACGGUGAGGGCGGUGAGAAAACAGCUUGGCAGGCAUCCCGGCCAAAUCGACCUUGUUGUCAACAGCAAAGAGGUGGUGACACGGAGACACAACAAAAGGCAGAGUGGUACGAAGAAUGUUGUUCAUCAGCUGAUGUGGCCACGAGGGCAGUAACCCGGAUCCAACACGAGAGAAGAAACUGAAGGUGAUGAAUUCGAGAUCCGGCUGUCGGAAGCCCGCAUCUGCUCCCAGUGCCUCCCGGUG